CAGCCAUGGUGGCUUCCAGAACCCCCCCAGCCCUGGGUGGAGGCCGGUUCCAGAUCUUAACCUCCCUGCUGCUUCUGGCAUCCACAGCCUCCCUUGAUGCUGCCAAGAUACCCGCUCCCCCCGCCUGUGGGAAGCCCCAGCAACUGAACCGGAUCGUGGGCGGCCAGGGCAGUGCCGACGCUGAGUGGCCCUGGGUUGUAAGCAUCCAGAAGAACGGGACCCACCAGUGCGCAGGCUCCCUGCUCACCAGCCGCUGGGUGGUCACUGCUGCCCACUGCUUCAAGGACAAUCUGAACAAGCCGUCCCUGUUCUCUGUGCUAUUGGGGGCCUGGCAGCUGGGAAACCCAGGCCUUCGGUCCCAGAAGGUGGGUGUUGCCUGGGUGCUGCCUCACCCUGUGUACUCCUGGAAGGAGGGUGCCCGUGCGGACAUCGCCCUGGUGCGCCUCGAGCACUCCAUCCAGUUCUCGGAGCGAAUCCUGCCCAUCUGCCUGCCUGAUGCCUCUGUCCAUCUCCCCCCGAACACUGACUGCUGGAUCACGGGCUGGGGAAGCAUCCAUGAAGGAGUGCCCCUGCCUCACCCCCAGACCCUACAGAAGCUGAAAGUUCCCAUCAUUGACUCGGAAGUCUGCAGCCACCUGUACUGGCGGGGUGCCGGGCAGGGCGCCAUCACCGAGGACAUGCUGUGUGCCGGCUACCUGGAGGGGAAGCGCGAUGCCUGUCUAGGCGACUCCGGAGGCCCCCUGAUGUGCCAGGUGGACGGCGCCUGGCUGCUGGCUGGCAUCAUCAGCUGGGGCGAGGGCUGUGCGGAGCGCAACCGGCCCGGCGUCUACAUCAGCCUCGCCGCACACCGCGCCUGGGUGGAGCGAAUCGUGCAAGGGGUGCAGCUCCGCGGGCACACGGGUGGGAGGGGGCCCAGCAGGGCGCCCAACCCAGGCUCUGGAGGCGCAGCACCCUCCUAGGGCGGCAGGG
Molecule: messenger RNA, 969 nt
Organism: Carlito syrichta (Philippine tarsier)
Lineage: Eukaryota; Metazoa; Chordata; Mammalia; Primates; Tarsiidae
Gene: PRSS22
Product: protease, serine 22
Exons: 6
Coding region: 6-959 (317 amino acids)
Biological process (GO): proteolysis
Molecular function (GO): serine-type endopeptidase activity
Source: RefSeq, a predicted model, not a curated record